CACACACCCACGCCAAAUUGCCCAGCAACCACAGAAGGAUGACCUGCGCCGAUCUUGCAGUCGAUGACCUCAUCCGCCAGCGCGCGGAGCGGCACGAGGCUGCGGAGCGGGUGACGUGCGCCUCAAUCAUGCAGCGCCUCGAUGCGGCGGGCCACGAGCGGGAGCUGCUCCUCCGGCGGCUCCACGACGCAGAGGGCGAGCUAUCCCGACUCGGGACCGCGCAGCGCGAGGCGGCGGCUCUUGCGGAGGCCCGAGGUGCCGCGCUCGACCGCUGCCGCGAGAAGAUGUCGAAGCUCGCCCGCGCCAACCUCGAGCUGGAGCACCGGGCGCAGGCCGCUGCCAAGAGAGAGGCGGACGCGGCUCGCUGCGUCGAGGAGGCUGCGAGCGGCCACAUGGCCCAGGCCACCGCCGCGUCGCGAAGAGAGCGCUCACUCGACCAGCGUUGGCGCGAGGCGAGGGGCAAGCAGCUGGCCGCCGAGGAGGCGGAGAAGGCGGCACAGGCUCGACUCGAGGAGGCGUGCCAGCUCGGCCAGCGCGAGAGCAACAGGGCCUCUCGGGCAGAGGCGGAGGCCGGCAGGCUGCAGGCCGCCCUCGGCGAGCUGCAAGCCUCGCAUCGCGAGCUGAAGGCGUCGCACCGCUCGUUGCAGGACGAGCACCGCGAGUUGCAGGACGAGCACCGCUCGUUGCAGGACGAGCACCGCUCGCUGGAGGACGAGCAUCGCUCGCUGCGCGAGCGGGAGGAGGCGGAGGAGGCGCGCCGUGCCGACGAGGAUGCCAGGGAGCGCGACCGCCGAGAGCCACAGCUGGCGCGGGAGCGCGAGGAGCGCGAGGGGCUCCAGGCGAGGCUCGAGGCGCUCGAGCUUGAGAUCGCCGCAAGAGACGAGGCGGCGCGCCGGCAGGCAGAGGCCGCCGCCGCGCUGGCGGCUGUCAUCGACGAGCGCGACGACCGGAUCAGGGCGCUGGAGGGUCGAGGCGUCAGCUAAUGCGUUAACGCGACAUAAUAUUUAUCCUAAAGGGAACCCCACCACAAGAUUUUGCCGCUCUCCUGUGUGUCGCUGAUCGGGUUGUGAGAUGAGAGAGAGAUUUUUAGCAAUACCAAACAACUCU
Molecule: messenger RNA, 1107 nt
Organism: Emiliania huxleyi CCMP1516
Lineage: Eukaryota; Haptophyta; Isochrysidales; Noelaerhabdaceae
Exons: 4
Coding region: 39-983 (314 amino acids)
Source: RefSeq, a predicted model, not a curated record